AGCUUAGCAGAAUUUCAUAGCGAUAUUCUUGGCUCCGACGAGGAAAGAUGUUGAGAAUUUUGCUCUGUGUUUUAUUUAGUACUAGCGUAAUUUUAGCCGAUGACUGUGUCCUUCGAUAUGAUAGGGACCAUCCUGCCGUGUUCAUUCGGAAAGUCCGUGAAAAACAUUUGGUGAUCACAAGAAAUGAGGGUGAGAUCGAAAUUGAAGAUGGAGAUUCAAUUGAAGGAUAUUGCACUUCUGGAUUUAGGAACUUAGACCACAAGGGACAACAGACACAAUACAAACAUGUGACCUUCUCAUGCAUUUCCAACUCCGUUUACUACGCGGACGACAAAAAUGAGAAAAUCAAAAUUCGAAACCGAGGUUCGCUUGCCUGUGAUAUGGUUGGUACGUACUAUGAAAUGGAAAUUCUGCAUUGCAACCAUACUGGACUUCUGUUUGACUUCGAUAUUGGGAGGACACCAGUGCCGUUGGCUGAAGUUUGCUACGAUGUGGAAACCAAGUCUCCAGUGUUCAUACACUAUUUGUCCAAAGUGCACACCAACGUACUGGAGGAACAGGGUAACUUCAACUCAACUCACGAAUUACCUUCCGAAUCAAAAGAGAAAGUAUUCAAGGAAGACUUAUUUAAGGAAGAGAAAAAUGCCUUAAGCAAGUCCACCAAAACCAAACUUCCCUCCGACUAUGACUUCGUUAAAUACGAAAUAGACUCGUUUGUCCCGAUGAAGACACUAUCUGGUGCCUUCAGGAACUAUAUCCAGCAAUUUGAGAAGACGAAUUUUGUAGCAUGGUGGAAUCCACUGAAAAAAGGGAAUUGGAAACGAUUUGAUCGAAUUAUCGAAAAAUUACAUAAACACGGAGAGUACGACAUAUUUGCUGGAACAGGCGGGGUGGUAGAAUAUCCCGUUAAUGGAAAUUGUGGGGUUACUAGAUCCCUUACUUAUAACGUCGACUCAACUGAGAAAGCUGUACCACUGUAUAUCUGGAACAAUAUACUCAAUAAGGACGAACGAGGGCCGGGUGUAGUUGUUAUUGGUAUCAAUUCGCCAUUCGUCGAGGUUGACUUUAAAAAUUUCACUUUUUGUGAAGACAUCUGUGAUAACUACGAAUGGUUGAAACCUAUUCUAAAAACACGAAAAAUAUCAAGCCUUGGUUAUAUGUUUUGCUGUCGACCAGCAGAUGUUGAACAUGUAUUUCCAGGAAUUUCUAGUUUUAGGUCACCGCGAAGUAUUGUUUUACCUAAAAAGGAAUUGCCAAGUUGGAAGUGUAAAAUACCAACAGGUUAUAAUGAUCACACCACAACUUCUGGCUAUGUUACGGGAACGUUGACACCACAUUUCAAUCAAACCACGUCAAUUAGUAAUGCUACAACCCCGGGCUAUAAUUUUACAACGCCAAGUUUGAAUUUUACAACGCCUUCUCUGAACUUUACAACGCCAAGUUAUAACUCUACAACAAAUCCUUGGCUUACGAGAACCACGCCAAGUUUCAAUUACACAACUAAACCUUCGUUGAAUUUCACUACGCCUGGUUACAAUUUUACAACAAAGCCUUGGAUUACAAGAACAACAACAACGAAGCCAUCCUUAAAUUUCACGACACCAAGUUUCAACUAUACAACGAAGCCCUCCCUGAAUUUCACAACGCCUAGUUACAACUUUACAACGAAACCCUGGAUUACGAGAACCACACCAAGUUUCAAUUACACAACCAACCCUUGGUUAAAUUUCACUACGCCUGGAUAUAACUUCACGACGAAGCCUUGGUUGAACUUCACAACAAAACCUUGGAUUACAAGAACAACACCAAGUUUUAACUUUACAACUAACCCUUGGUUGAACUUCACAACGCCAAGUUGGAAUUAUACAACGAAACCUUCGCUGAACUUCACAACACCAAGUUAUAACUUUACAACGAAUCCUUGGCUUACGAGAACUACGCCAAGUUUCAAUUACACAACCAACCCUUGGUUAAAUUUCACUACGCCUGGUUACAACUUCACAACGAAGCCUUGGUUUAAUUUCACAACAAAGCCUUGGAAUACAAAAACCACACCAAUUUUCAACUACACAACCAAUCCAUGGUUGAAUUUCACAACGCCAAGUUACAAUUUUACAACGAAGCCUUGGCCUACAUACACAACACCAAGUUUCAAUUACACAACCAAUCCUUGGCCUAACUUUACAAUGCCUGGUUUUAAUUUCACAACGAAGCCUUGGGUUACGAUAACCUGGCCAAAUUUUAACUAUACCACUAACCCUUGGUUAAACUUUACGAUGCCUGGUUUCAAUUUCACAACGAAGCCUUGGAGUACAAAUACGACGCCAAGUUUCAAUUACACAACCAAUCCUUGGUUGAAUUUCACAACACCAAGUUACAAUUUAACGACGAAGCCUUGGAAUACAAACACAACGCCAAGUUUCAAUUAUACGACCAAUCCUUGGUUGAAUUUCACAACGCCAAGUUACAAUUUAACGACGAAACCUUGGAAUACAAAUACGACGCCAAAUUUCAAUUACACAACCAAUCCUUGGUUGAAUUUCACAACGCCAAGUUAUAAUUUUACGACGAACCCUUGGAAUACAAAUACGACGCCAAGUUUCAAUUACACAACCAAUCCUUGGUUGAAUUUCACAACGCCAGGUUACAAUUCAACGACGAAGCCUUGGAAUACAAAUACGACGCCAAGUUUCAACUACACAACCAAUCCUUGGUUGAAUUUCACAACGCCAAGUUAUAAUUUAACGACGAAGCCUUGGAAUACAAAUACAACACCAAGUUUCAACUACACAACCAAUCCUUGGUUGAAUUUCACGACGCCAAGUUACAAUUUAACGACGAAGCCUUGGAAUACAAAUACGACGCCAGGUUUCAAUUAUACAACCAAUCCUUGGUUGAAUUUCACAACACCAAGUUACAAUUUAACGACGAAGCCUUGGAAUACAAAUACGACGCCAAGUUUCAAUUACACAACCAAUCCUUGGUUGAAUUCCACAACGCCAAGUUACACCAUUACAACAAAACCUUGGAAUACCACAACUAUUAGAUCAACUACACCAACUAGACCAUCUUUCACAACAGCAAGCCCUACUAGAACCACAAGACCCUGGUAUACAACUACAACUCCUAGACCGACUGUUAUCUCUACUAGGACUAUAUAUAAUAGAACCACCACAAGACGAUAUUUAAAUUUUGCUUAAAAACGGACAUUUUUUGAAGCAACUUUAGUGCAAUCUAUUCUCGCUUUGGGAGUACCUUUUUUUGAAUUCGCAACUAGUAUUAUUUUAAAAAUCAGUAGAAUAAAAGAUAUUAUUGAAA
Molecule: messenger RNA, 3318 nt
Organism: Hermetia illucens (black soldier fly)
Lineage: Eukaryota; Metazoa; Arthropoda; Insecta; Diptera; Stratiomyidae
Product: mucin-3A-like
Exons: 7
Coding region: 48-3200 (1050 amino acids)
Source: RefSeq, a predicted model, not a curated record